CAAAUCCAAAAAGAUGGAGCUCCUGGGAUCCACCAUGACAACCACGUACGCGCGGCCCAAAACCAGCCACUUCCUGCCCGCCAUCUCCACCAUGGCCUCCAGCUACCGCGGCACCCAGCUCCCCCUCACCUUCAACCCCAUCUCCCACCAGUGGCGGAGCAACAACUACCUCCGGGCCAGCAGCGCCAUCCCGUCCAUCCGGCAGGGGAGGGACGGGGACCUGGACCUGGUGCGCUCCAACACCAUGUACCACCCUUCCAACAGAGCCAUGCUGAGCACCCGCUACACGCCCGACGACUGGUACAAGUCCAAUCAGAGCAACUACCGCGAGUCCGAGUCGUCCCGGAACAGCGCGGAGCGCCUGCGGAAGGACACCUUGAGGCUGAUGCAGGACCGCGAGCAGCUAACCCGCCGCACUCAGGAGUACACCAGCAAGAACAUCGGGGAGCGCCUGAACGACAUCGUCUUCUGGAGGUCGGAGCUCAACCACGAGAUAGACAACAUGGUGACGGAGAUCGCCGCGCUCGCCGAGGUCAAGAGGAGGCUGGAGAGGGCCCUGUCCGAGACCGAGGGACCCCUGCAGGUAUCCCAAGAGUGUCUCUAUCACAGAGAGAGGCGGAUGUCCAUUGACCUGGUCCAUGAUAAUGUGGAGAAGAACCUCAUAAGGGAGGUUGAAAUCAUCAAAUCCUGUCAGGAAAGAAUGAGGAGGCAUCUGGACAGAGCCAUCGCUCAACUGGCGUCAAACCGAGCUGCCCAGCAUGAGCUGGAGAGGGAUCUGAGCGACAAGGUGUCCGCCCAGAGGAUAGACGACAGGUGUCACCAUCUGAGGAACACUUCGGAUGGGAUCAGCUACUACAGAGGAGUCGACAGACUGGACCCCUCCCUCUCCCUACCAGAGUCCUGGUCCAAGUUCACAGAUGACAACAUCCUGCAUUCCCAGAGCCAGCGAGCUGCCUCCCACAAGCUGAGGGAUGAGAUCGAGGUUCUGCUGAGCACCACGUCCAAUGACAUGUGGACCCAGUUCAACAGUGCCAACGUAGCCUUCACCAACCGCAUAUCAGAGAUCGCCGACACUAAAAACAGCCUUCAGACACACCUGGCAAAGACCCUUCAGGAGAUCUUCCAGACAGAGAUGCUGAUCGAUUCCCUGAAGAAGGCCCUGAGGGACAAGGAGAACCCGCUGAAGGUGGCCCAGACCCGGCUAGAGGAGAGGACACGCAGGCCCAACGUUGAGCUCUGUAGAGACAACCCCCAUCACAGGCUGGUGGGCGAGGUGAGGGAGAUCGAGGACACCAUCCAUAAGCUCCGGGACAGGCUGAUGGAGGCCGAGUCCACCCUACACACCCUGGUCAAGACCAAGGUGACCCUUGAGCACGACCUGUCCGUCAAGGCCAACUCCCUCUUCCUGGACCAGGACAAGUGUAUGGGCAUGCGCAAGACUUUCCCCAGCACACCCCGACUGGUGGGCUACACCUAAUGGCCUCCGGCGCCUCACAGUGACCCCCUAGGGGAGAUGGGAGACCUAGCCCUGUUGGUGACCCCACACACUGUGCUGUGUUAAGAUUGAAAAUACAUCCGCAGUCCGCAUGGAUAUCCUUAACUCAGCCGGCAUGUAACGUUGUUGAAUAUGUUGGGUGUUGGGUCACAAAUGGGGACCUUCACUGGGGAUGAAAAAUGGCUUCAGUUCAGAUAUUUGUAUGUUGAGUGAUUUAGAGGUGGUAAAUGUUUUAACUUAACAGGAUCCAAGUGAUAAAAUAACAUAUAUGGAUAACAGUGGCUAUACCUAUUUUGUUAUGGCUUUACCCACGCUUGGUAGCAAGUAAUUCUAAUGUAUGUUUACAUUUGAAAAAAAGAUUACAUUAAAGACAAUGAAAAAAGGA
Gadus morhua (Atlantic cod) is the source of this 1880-nucleotide messenger RNA. It is a transcript of the gene tekt3, whose product is annotated as tektin 3. Gene Ontology annotation, cellular component: sperm flagellum; nucleus; microtubule cytoskeleton. The record is from RefSeq and is a predicted model, not a curated record. The transcript has 7 exons. NCBI's taxonomy places the organism in Eukaryota, Metazoa, Chordata, Actinopteri, Gadiformes, Gadidae. The coding region runs from base 14 to 1477 and encodes 487 amino acids. Gene Ontology annotation, biological process: cilium assembly; cilium movement involved in cell motility.